Messenger RNA from Glossina fuscipes, 2834 nucleotides. It is a transcript of the gene wgn, whose product is annotated as tumor necrosis factor receptor superfamily member wengen. The transcript has 5 exons. Lineage: Eukaryota; Metazoa; Arthropoda; Insecta; Diptera; Glossinidae. The record is from RefSeq and is a predicted model, not a curated record. Bases 269 to 1423 code for a protein of 384 amino acids.
AAAAAAAAAAAAAAAAAAAAUUUACUGAUAAAUGUGCAUACAUCAAAUCAGUUGUAGGUGUAUGGCUGUGUGUUUACGUAUAUUGCAUCCAGAAAUCAGAUAAAAUUAAAGAAAAAAAAAAGUGUUUCGCUUUUUUUUUUUCUUUUUUUUUUUCCGUAAAAGAUAACUUCAAUCAGCAGAAGUGAUAAAAAAUAUUUUUGAAAAUUUUGUUAAAUAACAUAAAUGUCGAAACGAACUUGUCUGCGAUAUCCAAUACAACGAGAUAACCAUGACGAUGGUGACGAUGAUGAGAAGUCUACCCGCGCAAAUAUUAUUUAGAAAAGAAACGAUCAGACGCAACAACACCUCAAUUGCCAAUAAUAAUAAUAAUCACAAUAAUAAUAAUAACAAUAAUAAUAAUAAUAAUAAUAAUAAUAAUAAUAAUAACAACAACGAAGACGGCGACACUAAUAGUAAUAGCAUUGAAAAUAGUAAAAAUAAUUUUACCUGUCAGACAAAGCAGUCAAGGCGGCAGGAUGAGGUAGCACAAUCUCGAGGCAAAGCAGUAAACGCAGCGAUCAACAAUAGCAUCAGAAGUAACAAUUCGUUGGUAAUGAAAAGUUGUAGUAAUACCGGUUUUAUAUUUAGUUGUUUUGGUCAGAUAACCAUAUCGUUGCUGAAUACAACGACGUCAGUAACGACAAUAAUGACAACGACAACGACAACACACGCCUGUAUAGUUAUAAUGCUGCUAUGUACAACAUGUUCCUUAUGUACAGCCUCGCUAUGCGAUGCGCAGAGUUGGUGGGAUCCGACAAAGGACAAAUGCGUGCCGUGUAUAGUGUGUAAAGGUGACAUGAUACCGCUGAGACCGUGUCAAGUACAUCAAGACACUAUGUGCGGUUCCAUAUAUGAUCUUAAAAUCGACUGGGUUGUCCUGGCGAAAACCGAACCCAAUUGGAAAGAGCGCCGAAAGUUUGAUGACCUUGAUUACGGCUUCGACCACCAUCACUUGACAGCUGAACAACUGCAACAACUAGAGGAUGAAACGGUGUCUUUAGAUUGGCAAACAGCCGCUCUUUUUCUAGCCGUUUUAGCUUGUUUACUAUUCUUCAUUGUGGCCGCCUGUAUACUUGUGCAUCAUAUGCGACAAUGGCGACGCAUGGAACGUAGAUUAGAUCAAGAUGUUGAAGAACUUUCAACUAGACUCAUGGCCAAACUGGCUGAAGUCCAAAGCCUAGAGGGCGGAACAUUUUUUAUUGGCAACGCAGACGCUUUAGGUAUAACAACCACAGCCAUGACGGUGACGGCAGCAGCCACUACUUUUCAACAACCGCAACAUGUUAUGCUACCAGAAAAAUCGGAGAAACGUCAUGAUCGUCGUUUAUUUACAACCAUUAAAUCCGGCAACGUUUACAUCGAAGAGAACGGUUCGAAGUGUUAAUGAAUGCUCUUCUUCUUAUCGCCGCCAUCUACAGCAAUUUUUUAAAUUUUACUUUAAAAAUACGAAAAAUUAUAAAUCAUGCAUAAACACUCACAUUACUGAAAUUUACUUAAUAACAGUUUAAGAGAAAAUAAAUAAAAAAUAAAUACGAAAGUUAUGUUCGCUCUAUGUAGCGAAUUGUCGAUAUCCACCACCUCAGGGUAAAUUUACGUAAAACGCAAAUUUUCAUUAAUGUGUACGCGUACCGUUCACAAGUUAAAGUGUCAUCGAAAUGCAAAUGGGUUAUAGCUAUCAUAAAGUCAUUGGUGGUAAAGUGAAACCAGAGCGAGUAUAGAAAAGAAGGCAUAGGUAAAUGCAACGGAUGGAGGAUAAUAAUAGAAUAGAAAUAUUUCAACAGACGUAGUGUGGAUACAUUAUUAUUGACUUAAAUCGAUCGGGUCCAUUUUUCAAUCGUAUUUAUAUAGCACAUUAGUAAGCAUUCAAUUUUGCAUUAGGGCUUCCACUUGUCCAAAUUUAUUUUCAUAAACAAGAAGUCUCUCUCUCUCUCGCAGGUGGUUCCACAUAUUUUUCUUCUGCUCGUUGAGAUAACGUGUUGAGACAUUCAUAUCAGUUUCAACUAUAGGGGCGUGGCUUGAAGCGGUACUGAUCAUCGUGAAUAUAAGAGAUUCAUUUCCUUUGUUGAAAAAAAAAAAAAAAACUAAUUAAAGCAUUGACUGCAUGCAGUGAAUAUUUGCAAUGUUUGCGAUUAUCAUGUCAUGUUAAAUGUUUGUCAAUAUUGUGUAGUUCGAAUGUCAUGUAUAACUUUCGAUUUUGCUGGGUCUUUAAUAUAUUUACGGAAACUCCAAGUCAAAAGUGGGUCUCGUUUUGUAGCAUUAUCUCAACACCAUCCAGCGAGGGCAAGCAAUCUUCGUGGAGACUCUCGGCAUGUUCAGUUCUCCUUUUUAAUUUACGCAUUUUUGCAUGUAAUUAAUAAUUAUUGAUAUAAUUUUGACUGGCGUAUGGCGCACUUUGUGAAGAGAUCGUGAUUGAAAGCGAGAUCUGGUUCUUAUACAAACGUUGUUGGAAAAUUUGUUUAGCGAAAGUGAAAUGUGAUAAAAAAAUUGAAAUCAGUUUUUGCAAAUCAAACAUGUAGAAACUUUAUUAAAUGCCCUACAUCGUCGCACAAUUAUCCAAGUAACAAUUUUUUCAAAUAACGUGUUAUACGGUCCAAAAUAUGUCGAUAGAGCAAAUUUCAUCAGAAUACCUAAAUAAUUGCGAUCUGUAGCUUGAACACAGGAAUUUGAAAGGGACACACAACUUUCGAUUGAUUCAGAAUCACUUUCUGAAUUGAUCGGUGUAGUAAAAGGUGGAUUUGAUCUUAGGUCCUUCUGGAUGUUCUGGAUCACAAAUGGUGAUCGCAUAAUGCGAUGUU